UAAGGACACUACUCACUCUGCCUUCUCCACUGUCUCUCUGCACAACAAACAUUGUCACUACACACAAACCCAUCCCUGCAUUCACACAAACACAAAAUUAAAAAAAAAAAACUAUUUCUUGGCCAAAAACAGGAACAAGAACUGAACUAAAAAUGGUUGAAAGCUCUAAAAGAAGCAAAUGGUUCACUCCAUCUAUCAUUCUUCUGGCUUUUUUUGCCUCUGCUACCCUUGGAGAAGAUGGAUUGGUGGCAAACGGUGGCUUCGAAACGCCGCCAACUAACGGUUUCCCAAGCGAAGCAUUAGCAGACGGACCAAGCGAAAUUCCGAAUUGGAAACUAAACGGCACCGUAGAGCUAGUCUCGUCAGGGCAAAAACAGGGUGGGAUGAUCCUCAUAGUACCAGGUGGUACACACGCAGUGAGAUUAGGGAACGAUGCGGAGAUCAGUCAAGAAUUAACGGUGGAGAAAGGAUCAGUAUACUCAGUUACGUUUAGUGCGGCUCGCACGUGUGCUCAAAUGGAGUCACUGAACGUAUCAGUGCCGCCCGCGUCGCAGACAAUAGAUUUGCAGACAUUGUAUAAUGUGCAAGGGUGGGACCCUUACGCGUGGGCUUUUGAGGCAGAAAAUGAUAAAGUGAGUUUGGUUUUUAGGAAUCCGGGUAUGGAAGAUGACCCGACUUGUGGGCCCAUUAUUGAUGACAUUGCUAUUAAGAAGCUUUUUUCUCCAGAUAAACCCAAAGACAAUGCAGUACUUAAUGGUGACAUGGAAGAAGGUCCAUGGAUGUUCAAAAAUGUUUCACUAGGAGUCUUACUCCCCACAAACCUUGAUGAAGAAACAACAUCCUUACCCGGUUGGAUCGUCGAGUCGAAUCGCGCCGUUCGCUACAUUGACUCGGACCAUUUCUCAGUUCCGCAGGGAAAACGUGCCAUUGAACUACUUUCGGGCAAGGAAGGCAUAAUUUCUCAAAUGGUUGAAACGACGUCUAACAAAGCGUAUACAUUGUCGUUUGCAUUAGGCCAUGCUGAUGACAAAUGCAAGCAGCCAUUAGCAGUAAUGGUUUUUGCUGGAGAUCAAGCUCAAAAUGUCCAUUAUACCCCUGACUCUAAUUCCACAUUUCAUGUUGCUGAUUUGAACUUCACAGCUAAAGCUGAUAGAACAAGAAUUGCAUUCUACAGUAUAUAUUACAACACAAGGACUGAUGAUAUGAGUUCACUGUGCGGGCCGGUGGUUGAUGAUGUUCGGGUUUGGUAUUCGAGUGCAAGGAGGAUCGGGUUUAGUGGGUUAGGAUUUGGGCUUGGGUUUUGGAUUUUAGUUUUGGUUUCGGGUCUGAUUUAAGGGUUUGGUUUGGCAGGGUGAAAAGGGCAUAAAAUAUAUGUGUUUUACUUUUCUGUAAGUUAAGGUUUGUGAGCUUUGCUUAGAAAUGAGAAUGAAGCAAUUAAGUACUA
Molecule: messenger RNA, 1444 nt
Organism: Mercurialis annua (annual mercury)
Lineage: Eukaryota; Viridiplantae; Streptophyta; Magnoliopsida; Malpighiales; Euphorbiaceae
Product: protein DUF642 L-GALACTONO-1,4-LACTONE-RESPONSIVE GENE 2
Exons: 3
Coding region: 153-1334 (393 amino acids)
Cellular component (GO): plasma membrane
Source: RefSeq, a predicted model, not a curated record